Tetrapisispora phaffii CBS 4417 is the source of this 1473-nucleotide messenger RNA. Its product is annotated as Nup35/Nup53 family RNA-binding protein. Bases 1 to 1473 code for a protein of 490 amino acids. Gene Ontology annotation, biological process: nuclear pore organization; NLS-bearing protein import into nucleus; regulation of DNA-templated transcription. The record is from RefSeq and is a predicted model, not a curated record. Gene Ontology annotation, cellular component: nuclear membrane; nuclear pore nuclear basket; nuclear pore central transport channel. The transcript has a single exon. NCBI's taxonomy places the organism in Eukaryota, Fungi, Ascomycota, Saccharomycetes, Saccharomycetales, Saccharomycetaceae. Gene Ontology annotation, molecular function: structural constituent of nuclear pore; single-stranded DNA binding; phospholipid binding.
AUGUUUAAUUCAGGUACCAGUUCCAACAAUAACAGGUUUAGUAAUGUUUCCAUUAAUUUCCUGCAACCAUCUGAAGACACUUCACAACAACAGGGAAAUCAACAGAAGACUUAUCAUCAACUACAAAACAAUUCUCAGCAAUCAUACAUACAACUGAAUAAUAAAAACAAGCCUUUAUUUGCCAAUGAUCUGCAGUCACAAUUUGAUACAAACAUGAAAGGGCAAGAACCGGAAUGGUUCAACAACCCGAAAAAGAGAAAUAUCCCACAGAAUGUGAUAAGAAGAAAUGUGAAUGAAAAUAACGAACUAGGUAAACAAUCAUCAACUAUUACUUCAUCAACAUCUUUUUCUUCAAGUUCUAAUGCUUUAACCACAAAUUCAGGUUUCGAAAAUAUGUCAUUUGGAUCAAGAAAAUCUACAAAUCUAUUUAAUUCUAAAAAUGCUCAGAACAAAAACUUAGAAGGUAACAAUAUACUAGUGGAUUCGAAUGAAGCUCCACCUACUUUAUCGUUACUUGAUUGGCAAAGGGAAGAAGAGUUUGGUGUUUCUUCUAAGCUGGGAAAUAAUUCAUCUGGAAUCUUCAUGGAAUCUCUAACAAGUAGCAAUAUAGCAUCUGGUUUAUCGCCUUCAUUAUCAUCAACAAACUCUUCAAAUCAAAUACUUUCAGCAAGUGCUUUUGAUUCGAAGCCUGUAUCAAGUUUAUUCACAUCUCAAGAGGUAUCAGGAACUUCACGUUUCGAAGAGAACAAUUCAAAUACAAUUACACCAUCUUCUUCAACAAUGCACGAAGGUGCUGUUUUAGUUUUUGGAUAUCCAGAAAGUAUUUCUAACUCAAUAAUCUCACAUUUUGCUAAAUUCGGUAAUAUUUUAGAAGAUUUCCAAGUCCUACGUAGUACAUCUGGUAUAACCGCAUCAACUUUAAAGACUUUUACGCAAAACAUUAAUAAUAAUAAUGAAAUGAAAAAGAAAUACCCGAUUUAUACCGGCGACGGAUGGGUAAAAUUGACAUACGAUUCGAAUUCCUCUGCUAUCAGAGCUUUACAAGAAAAUGGUAUAGUUAUCGGCGGUUCCUUAGUUGGUUGCAUCCCAUAUUCCAAAGCUGCUGUUGAACAAUUAGCUUCAUGUAAAAUUGAAAAAAGUGAUGAUAUAGGCAAUUUUAAUUUCAGUUCCACAAAUAACAUUAAUUUCAAGACGCCUUUACAUAAUAAUAAUGAUAAAGAUGAUAGAACCAACUCUCCUUCAGAGCUAAAUGGAAAUACCAAAACCCCAUCAUAUCUUUCUCAUAGAUUAGAUAUAAAAGAUGGUAAAUCAUUGUUCCUACAUAACGCAAACACUAAUAAUCACAACUUUUUAAGAACUCUAGAAAUGAAAAUGCGCCAUCAAGAAGAACUUAAUAUACAACAUAAGCAACAACAAACAGCUGGUUUAUUACAUAAGGUUAAUGAUUGGUUAUUUGGUUGGAAUGAUUUGUAA